CGUUGAGGUUCUCAUCUCAUCUGAACAUCGCAUUUGCGUAGCACUGCAUUUCCAUUACGCUGCACAACAACAGUCAUCGAGUCUAAAGCACUUCAAGGGUACGGUCACUAUCAUUCUCUGUCACUCCAUAUCUUGAGUCAUUCCUUUGCAGCUACACACUCCAAAGCAGACUAUAGCUAGCCAUUACUUCUCUUCUCUCGCAUUACAGCAGCAAGUAUCAUAACAUCUAUCCAUUCGAGAGGCACUACUUCCUCAUCUACUUGCUUUCUUGUUUCGUUUUGUGAAGAGGGUGUCUCGGAACAUUGAGCGGCAUCGCGCGCAAUUGAGGCAGUUUCCAGAGCCCUAAACCCGAUCGGGCGGCAUACAUUCAGAGCACCCUGUUGGUGACGACCAAGCAUUCUGACGAACGUACUCAAAAUUCCACACCUAUCGAUUGUGUUGAGGGGCAGGCAUCAUGCGGGGCAUAUCGUUGUUGUCGUUCGUUCUCUUUCCCCUCAUCUCUGUACCUACCGUCUUUGCAUCAGAACAACAACCCUUCGAAUACGGCGCUAUGUCUGCACCACAGUACACUCUUCCUCCGCUGCCAUAUGCGUACGAUGCGUUGGAGCCGCACAUCUCCGCCCAGAUCAUGGAGCUGCACCACAGCAAACACCACCAGACGUACAUCACCAACCUGAACGGGCUUCUCAAGACCCAGGCCGAGGCUGUUUCAGCCUCCGACAUCACCUCUCAGGUCUCCAUACAGCAAGGCAUCAAAUUCAACGCUGGUGGUCACAUCAACCACUCGCUCUUCUGGCAAAACCUUGCACCUGCUAGCUCGAAUGAGGCCAAAACCUCUGCUGCGCCGGAGCUCGUCAAGCAAAUCAAGGCGACAUGGGGUGAUGAGGACAAGUUCAAGGAAUCCUUCAACGCCGCUCUGCUGGGUAUCCAAGGAAGUGGAUGGGGCUGGUUAAUCAAAACCGACAUGGGCAAGGAGCAAAGGCUGUCUAUCGUGACGACCAAGGACCAAGAUCCUGUUGUUGGUAAGGGCGAGGUUCCCAUCUUUGGUGUCGACAUGUGGGAGCAUGCGUACUAUCUCCAAUACCAGAACGGCAAGGCUGCCUAUGUCAAGAACAUCUGGAACGUCAUCAACUGGAAGACCGCGGAGGAGCGUUACCUAGGAUCGCGCGCAGACGCGUUCAGCGUGCUCAAGGCAUCCAUCUAAGCUAUGAAAUGG
Alternaria alternata is the source of this 1216-nucleotide messenger RNA. RefSeq names its product superoxide dismutase mitochondrial precursor. Gene Ontology annotation, molecular function: metal ion binding; superoxide dismutase activity. The record is from RefSeq and is a predicted model, not a curated record. Gene Ontology annotation, cellular component: mitochondrion. The transcript is spliced from 3 exons. Bases 455 to 1204 code for a protein of 249 amino acids. Lineage: Eukaryota; Fungi; Ascomycota; Dothideomycetes; Pleosporales; Pleosporaceae. Gene Ontology annotation, biological process: superoxide metabolic process.